Spizellomyces punctatus DAOM BR117 is the source of this 3663-nucleotide messenger RNA. Its product is annotated as oxoglutarate dehydrogenase (succinyl-transferring), E1 component. Bases 160 to 3516 code for a protein of 1118 amino acids. Gene Ontology annotation, cellular component: mitochondrion; oxoglutarate dehydrogenase complex. The record is from RefSeq and is a predicted model, not a curated record. Gene Ontology annotation, molecular function: thiamine pyrophosphate binding; oxoglutarate dehydrogenase (succinyl-transferring) activity. NCBI's taxonomy places the organism in Eukaryota, Fungi, Chytridiomycota, Chytridiomycetes, Spizellomycetales, Spizellomycetaceae. Gene Ontology annotation, biological process: tricarboxylic acid cycle. The transcript is spliced from 11 exons.
AUUUCUCCCAUAUACAUACGGCAAAACGCUUCUUUUUUUUGGCAUCUCAUCUAGCACUAUAGCCCACGCUCUUCCCCUGAACGACGAGGAAGGCACUAGAGCACAUACGAGUCUGUUAGCAAGAGGCAUUUUGGCCAUAUUUCAGAUAGAUUCACAGCCAUGUUGCAAUCGCGACUGGCACAAAGAUCGAUAAGGACGGCAGCUCGAAGCGCUUUCGCGGCUUGCUGCCGUUCUACCGUCUACGCUGCUUCCGCAACAGUACCACGUCGCGUUCUCUCUUCGGCGGUCCCAAGCAAGGCACAACCAUCAACGUCAGAAGGAUUUUUGAACGGUUCUGCCGGGUCUUACAUUGAGGAGAUGUAUAGCGCGUGGCUCAAAGACCCAAAAUCCGUGCAUCUGUCGUGGCAGGUCUACUUUAGAAACCUGGCUGCCGACGGAAAGCAACCCGCAUUCAUGCCCCCACCUACCAUAAUUCCUUCUGCCGAGCUAGAGGGAUACGUUGGUGACUCUGCAUUGUCCGCAGGUGACAAAAUCCCCGCUGGAGAAAUUAUGGAUCACAUGAAGGUGCAGCUCCUUGUUCGCGCAUACCAAGUUCGUGGGCACCACUUGGCGAAGCUGGAUCCAUUGGAAAUUACUGGGUCUGAUGAAAGCAACGCGCCUGAGUUGAGCCACAAGCAUUACGGAUUUGAGGACGCUGAUCUGGAUCGCAAAUUUUAUCUAGGAUCGGGAAUUCUGCCUGCAUUCCUGGCCCAGGAAGGGGAGAAGUCUAUGACUCUGCGUGAAAUCAUCGGCCGCUUGAAACAAACAUAUUGCGGAUCCAUCGGCAUAGAGUAUGGUCACAUUCCCGAUCGCCAGCAAUGUGACUGGCUCCGCCAGCGGUUCGAAGUUCCCACAAAGUACAACUACACAAAAGAACAAAAGAUGAUGAUUUUGGACCGGCUCAUGUGGUCAGAUCACUUUGAACGAUUUGUGGCUACAAAAUACCCCACCGAGAAGCGGUUCGGUUUGGAAGGUUGUGAGAGUUUAAUUCCUGGAAUGAAGUCUUUGAUCGAUCGGUCAGUAGACCAUGGCGUCAACUCCGUUGUGAUGGGUAUGCCUCACCGUGGGCGACUGAACGUGUUGUCGAACGUUGUCCGCAAACCGAAUGAAUCGAUUUUUGCCGAGUUCUCGCAUAGUGCAGAAGACACUGUCGAGGGUUCCGGUGAUGUGAAAUACCAUUUGGGAAUGAACUACAUGCGUCCGACGCCAUCCGGCAAAAUGGUGCACUUGUCUUUGGCUGCCAACCCGUCCCACUUGGAGGCAGUGAACCCGGUUGUGGAAGGAAAGGUUCGUGCCAUCCAGUUUUACCAAAACGACGAAAAAGACCACGGGAAAGCCAUGGCCGUCCUCCUGCACGGUGACGCCGCCUUUGCAGCCCAGGGCGUAGUGUACGAGACCCUGGGUAUGGCUGAUCUUCCUGCCUACACCACCGGAGGUACCAUCCACGUUAUUGUCAACAACCAAGUCGGUUUCACCACCGAUCCUCGUUUCGCUCGGUCUACUCCCUACUGUUCCGAUGUUGCCAAAACAGUCAAUGCGCCCAUCUUGCAUGUGAAUGGUGACGAUGUCGAGGCAGUGGUGUAUGCUAUGGAGCUGGCUUCGGAGUGGCGUGCAAAAUGGAAGAAGGACGUGGUUGUCGAUAUUGUAUGUUACCGUCGUCACGGUCACAACGAGAUUGAUCAGCCUAGCUUCACCCAGCCUUUGAUGUAUCAGCGUAUUGCUGGCAUGACACCUGUCUUGGACAAGUACAUUCAGCAGUUGUUGGCCGAAGGCUCUGUCACUCAAGAAGAAGUGGAUGAGAUGAAGAAGCGCGUGUGGGGAAUCCUCGAAGAGAACUAUGUUGCCAGCCGUGAUUACAAAGCUAGCUCUAAGGAGUGGCAGUCAAGUACCUGGACUGGUUUCAAGGCACCGGCUGAGCUUGCCGCAGAGACAGUCCCCGCUCAGAAGACCGGAAUCGACCUCGACCUUUUGCGAUACAUAGGAGUGGCCGCGGCCAGCUAUCCGUCUGACUUCACCGUCCAUUCCAACUUGGGUAAGAUUUUGCGGCAAAGAGAGAAGAGCGUCAAAGAAGGUAAGGGCAUCGACUGGGCUACGGCCGAGUCUAUGGCCUUUGGAACGUUGCUUGCGGAAGGGAAGCAUGUGCGCCUUAGUGGACAAGAUGUGGAACGUGGAACCUUUUCCCAGCGGCAUGCGUUAUUGAACGAUCAAAAGACGGAAGCUACGUAUGUACCCCUUAACCACCUUGUUGCUGGUGACCUUGUCUCUAGCCAAAACACCUUCACCGUUUGCAACUCCUCAUUGUCGGAGUUUGGCUGUCUCGGCUUCGAGCUCGGUUAUUCUAUGACCAGUCCACAUCAAUUGGUGUUGUGGGAAGCUCAAUUCGGCGACUUUGCGAACAACGCCCAAUGUAUUAUUGACCAAUUUAUUGUGUCUGGAGAGCAAAAGUGGUUACAACGUACUGGAUUAACCCUUUUGCUGCCUCACGGAUAUGAUGGACAAGGCCCAGAACAUUCGUCUGCUCGUAUGGAGCGUUUCCUGCAACUGGCUGAUGAGGAUCCUUACAGUAUGCCUGAUCGUGAGGGAACGGAUCGUGGCAGUUAUGCCCGCCAACAUCAAGACUGUAACAUUCAGGUUGUUUACCCUACUGUGCCGUCAAACUAUUUCCAUGCAUUGCGCCGCCAAGUGCAUCGCGAGUUCCGCAAGCCGCUGAUUGUAUUUGAAUCGAAAGCUCUCCUUCGUCACCCGCUUGCCAAGUCAAGCAUCGAAGAAAUGGGCGCCAACACCCAAUUCCAAAGGGUCAUCCCUGAGGUACUCCACGAAAACCCCUUCUCCGACCUUCAAAUUGCUGGACCUGGCGGUUUGUGGGCCGGUAACAAUGCAGACCCACGCCUUCCAUACGCCCUGAGUGCGGAAAGCGAUUUUCAACUCGCUCCUCCCAACGAGAUCAAAACCGUUAUUUUCUGUUCCGGACAAGUCUACUACCUCCUCUACCGCGCCCGUGCACUCAACAACCUCCGCAAUGUUGCCAUCGUGCGAUUGGAGCAGCUGACACCAUUCCCCUUCUGGGAGGUGAAGGCGAUCGUUGAUCACUAUGGAGCUAGUUUGGAGGAGAUUGUGUGGGCACAGGAGGAAAGUUUCAACUCGGGGGCAUGGUCAUUCGUUGAGCCAAGAAUGGAUACGGCCAUUCGGGAGACGGAUUGGUUCAAGAGUGGAAAGGGUGCGGAAUGGGGAGCCCGUUUUGACUCCCAACGUGUCGCUGGUGGCCUCGACAAUGGCCGUAAGGGAGGAAAGGGUGUCUCUGUCCGUGGUGGGCGCCUGGUUAGAUAUGCCGGUCGCGACAUCUCCGCUGCACCCGCUACAGGAUUGAAGAAGCAACACGUAUUCGAAGAGAAAAUGCUAGUUUCCGAAGCAUUGUUAGGGGGCAAAUUGGUCAAGCCUGCAUCAGUCGAGCAAGGCAUUCCCAAAUUUUAUGAAUAGGCGGCUGGAUCAGUGUGAUUGGUGGGAAUAGAGCUGUGCAUGGUAAUGGGGCUGUCUGUGGUGUUCUUUUUUAUCUAUUGGAUGAGGAUGGGAGGACAAGAGGUGGACAAGAUUAUCGUUUUUUUCAAAGAGCAGACGUAAACAAGA